AUGUCGAACGUUCAAAAGCAAGAACUUACGCUCUUCAGCGACCACUCAGUGCUUGCUGGGUCUUUGUUCGAGAAAGAUGAACACCAUGUCAUUCUAGUGACGCAUAAGCUGGGAACAUCUCCUUCCUGGCUUAUGAAUGCAUUGGUUGAAACUAAGGUUUUCGGAGCACCGCUUACUUUGAAUGAAUCGCACAACAGCGCUAUGAAUCGAGCUAGAACCAAAACUGCAUCGCUGGAAACUAGAAGAAUCGACAAUAGAAUUAAGAGAGCAGUUACCGUUGCAUCGUGGGUUCAUAGUGGUGAAUUUUACCACUCAGCUUUCGGAAAAUUGAAGAUCGAUCCUUCUAAUUACAUCAUCAAAGACUAUCUCACGGAUUUUGUGCUCAAACAUCAUGGGAAGCCAGCUAGUAGAGUUCUGAAGUCUCUAGUUCAAGAAUUGACGUCCACACAGUCACAUUCAGACCUGAUUCUACUAGAGCAGCCCGAGCUGCUGAUGCACUUACUGAAUAUCAGUAGCGACGAGCUCCAUCUAGACUUCAUAAACCCUCUUGCCCGAGCAGUACCGCUACUGAUUAUCAUCAGCUUCACAGAAUCGUACGAUAACCCAGGCACAGAGACUUCGGAACAGGUGCCAUGCGACGCGGUGGAGCAGAUUCGUUUUCAGACCGGGUGUGUUUUCAAAAGCAUCGCCGUCUUGGGAAUCAAACCGCUGGCCACAGGUCGCGCAAAGGACAUAACGGGAAUUUUGACCAUAAGUCGAGGCGGUGCGACAACUUCUCACCUGCCUGUUGACGUAGCCGAAAACGAAUACUUAUUCCAUACUCAGAAAGACACUACAAAGCUAUUUUAUCGUUAA
Lachancea sp. 'fantastica' is the source of this 855-nucleotide messenger RNA. NCBI's taxonomy places the organism in Eukaryota, Fungi, Ascomycota, Saccharomycetes, Saccharomycetales, Saccharomycetaceae. The record is from the annotation of a GenBank genome assembly.